This is a messenger RNA of Phialemonium atrogriseum, 4656 nucleotides long. Its product is annotated as WD40-repeat-containing domain protein. The record is from RefSeq and is a predicted model, not a curated record. Gene Ontology annotation, biological process: endonucleolytic cleavage in 5'-ETS of tricistronic rRNA transcript (SSU-rRNA, 5.8S rRNA, LSU-rRNA); endonucleolytic cleavage to generate mature 5'-end of SSU-rRNA from (SSU-rRNA, 5.8S rRNA, LSU-rRNA); spliceosomal complex assembly. The transcript has 6 exons. Gene Ontology annotation, cellular component: nucleolus; 90S preribosome; small-subunit processome. NCBI's taxonomy places the organism in Eukaryota, Fungi, Ascomycota, Sordariomycetes, Cephalothecales, Cephalothecaceae. Gene Ontology annotation, molecular function: zinc ion binding; protein binding; U3 snoRNA binding. The coding region runs from base 56 to 4351 and encodes 1431 amino acids.
CCACUAUUCAUCCUUGAAGCCUGUCGAGUUCGAAGAGACGUUCCAAGUCUACACAAUGGCCACCAAACACCCCUUAAAGACUACCUUUGAAGUCGAGAAGGUCAUCCAGCCGAUUUUCACGGGGGGCUCGGUGGGAAUUGACAAUGGCGCCCGUGUGCUCGCCACCACCCUGGGCGAGGAUGCUGUCUUGACCGAUUUGACGACGGGGAAGCGGCUGGCAUUGAUUGAAGGGGACGGAGAGGUUCUCUCUACAUUAACAAUAACUCCAAGCGCAUCCCACCUUAUUCUAUGCUCACGGUCCCUGUCUAUGCGGAUCUAUUCCCUCAAGGUCUCCCCAGAUUACGACACGAUCGAAGCUAGCCUCAUCCGGACCCUGAAGCCUCAUGCGACUCCGGUGGUGGUUCUUGCUGUCGAUAAGACGAGCACGCUUCUUGCGACUGGAGCAGCUGAUGGAGCCAUCAAAGUCUGGGAUAUUGUAGGCGGAUAUGUCACACAUACAUUCCGCGGCCCGAGUGUCUUGGUAUCCGCCCUGCAUUUCUUCGAGGUUGCCGCUGCGGAGGACAGUCUGCCGAGGCGCAAGUCAAAACAAGGUGGCAGGAAAGCGGAGGCCGUCGAGAACGGGAAUCCCGGUGUACCGAACUUCAGGCUCGCCUCGGGGAGCCAGGACGGCAAGGUACGUGUCUGGGAUUUAAACAGACGCGGGGCUGUUGCGGACCUCGACUCCCACGUAUCGAAUGUCCAAGGGCUGGAUUACUCUCCUGCUCACCACGUGCUGGUCACCGCCGGCAGGGAUAAGACUAUCAUAUGGUGGGAUUCCAGGACAUGGGAGGUGCGGAAAGUUACGCCAACCUUUGAACUCGUUGAGGCUGUCGGCUUUGUCGGAGACGGGCAGCUUACCUACUCGGCUGGAACCAAUGGCUGUGUCAGAAUCUGGGAGACCGAGACCGGGCGGGAGGUCACGAAGGAACAAGCAGCAAAGGUUGAAGGCGAGGCAAUAGUCUCCGUUGAAUAUGUCGCUCAAUCUGGUCUCCUAUUGUGCGUUCAGGCCGACCACACCUUGGCCCUCUACCAGACCCCGGCGGGCGAAUGCAAGGGCGCGAUCUCGAGUCUCGGCGCGAUGCAGCCGUUUAGGCGAAUAUCUGGGACUCACGACGAGAUUGUCGACCUCGCAUUCCUCCUCCCUGAUCAGUCAAUCCUUGCGCUGGCUACGAACUCGGAGGAUGUGCGGUUAGUCUCGGUUGUGGAUUCCACAGCUGUGUCAGCCGAAUCCGAUGGUCCAACGACUUACUUUGGACAAGACGUUGCGUUAUUGAAAGGACAUGAAGAGAUCGUCCUGACAAUUGACGUGGAUUGGUCAGGUCACUGGGUAGCAACGGGUUCCAAGGACAACACCGCACGCCUCUGGCGAAUUGACGCGGCCAACAAUUCUUACUCGUGCUACGCGGUCUUUACUGGCCAUGCCGAGUCUUUGGGGGCCGUGUGCCUGCCCAAAACCAUUCCGCCGACAUCUUCCGCAGCGAGAGACGAACCUCUGGACCAUCCGCCAGCAUUCCUUUUGACUGGAUCUCAGGACCAGACUGUGAAGAAGUGGGACAUUCCCCGGCAGCGCCAGCAGGGCUCUGGGAAGUCGUCAAGAGCACUCUACACACGCAAAGCUCACGACAAGGAUAUCAACGCUCUUGAUAUCAACACUCCCGGGCAGCUCUUUGCCUCUGCCUCUCAAGAUAAAACCGUCAAGAUCUGGGACAUCGAGACCGGUGAAGUGCAGGGUAUCCUGAAGGGGCACAGGCGGGGCGUCUGGUCUGUCAAAUUUGCCCCGCCCGGUCUCCCUCUCAUCCAGGGCGAGCAGGGGCAAAUGUCUGGGAAAGGCGUUGUUCUCACUGCGGGCGUCGACAAAACGAUAAAGUUGUGGAACCUGGCUGAUUACGCCUGUCUGAGGACCUUUGAGGGACACUCACAUAGCGUUCUGAAGGUCGCUUGGCUCAACGUGACGACGGAAGAGAAUGCCGCCAAGAAAAAUCCCCAGUUUGCCAGCGCUGGUGGCGACGGGCUGGUCAAGGUCUGGGAUGCCAACGUAGGGGAGACGGAGUGCACGCUGGAUAACCACGAAGACCGGGUUUGGGCACUUGCAGUACACCCAAAGACAAACACGAUCGUGUCGGGGAGCGGAGACUCAACGGUGACCUUCUGGAAGGACACGACAUCCGAGACUCGGGUUGCCGCGAUGGAGGCAGCAACGAAGUUAAUCGAGCAGGAGCAGGAGCUGGAGAAUUAUAUCCAUGCCGGGUCCUACCGCGAUGCUAUCAUCCUGGCCCUCCAACUGAACCACCCUGGCCGGCUCCUCAAGUUGUUCACCAACGUGGUCACCACGAGUGCGCCGGAGAAGGACAGCCUGAGUGGGUUGAAGGCUGUGGACGAGGUGCUCGCAAACCUCUCGGACGAGCAGAUAUUCCUGCUCCUGCUGAGGUUGAGAGACUGGAAUACGAACGCCAGGACGGCGCCGGUUGCACAGCGUAUCUUGUGGGCUCUUGUCAGGUCCUAUCCGGCGUCGCGGUUCUCAAAUCUGUCGGUCAAGGGAGCUCGAGGCCAGAAGAGCUUGAAGGAAGUCCUGAAUGCGUUGAAGGUGUACACGGAAAGGCACUAUAAGCGGCUGGAAGAGUUGGUGGACGAGAGCUAUCUUGUCGAGUACACGCUGCAAGAAAUGGAUAGUCUUGCACCUUCGCUGGUUCGCACUCAUGCGUCCAUAAGACUAUCGGAAGCGCUUGACGAAGUGGAAGGCGUCGACUCUCCUGCGUCCAAGAAGUCGCGAUACGACAACUUGAAAAGCAGGAGUGGAACACCGAGCACAAAGGAAGAGCCGAACAAAAUAGAAGACGGAGAGAAAGAGGAAGAGGAAGACUUUGAAGAUGGGGUGGAAGAAAAGGCGCCCAUUCGACAGGCAGCCCCGACCGAAGGCUACGACGAUCUCUAUCUCGACACGAUAGACAGGAACGUGCUAGAUUUCGACUUUGAAAAGCUGUGUUCCAUCAGUCUCUCAAACAUCAACGUCUACGCAUGUCUAGUCUGCGGCCGGUAUUUCCAGGGCAGGGGGCCGAAAUCCCAUGCCUACUUCCACGCGCUCGACGAAAACCACCACGUCUUCAUCAAUAUGGAGACGCAAAAGGUCUACGUGCUGCCGGAGGGCUACGAGGUCAAGAGCAAAUCGCUCGACGACAUCAAAUUCGUAUCAGACCCCCGAUAUACGAAGGAGGAGGUCAUGGAGUUUGACCGUAAGCCGCGCACAUCAUGGGCGCUCGGGAACAAGGAGUACACGCCGGGGUUCGUGGGGAUGAACAACAUCAAGGAGAACGACUACCUAAACGUCAUCGUGCAGGCGCUGUCGCACGUCGCGCCGCUCCGCAACUACUUCCUGCUGGAGGACUUCAGCGGGGCGCCCGAGCUCGUCAAGCGGACGUCAAUCCUGUUCCGCAAGAUCUGGAACCCCCGCGCCUUCAAGGCCCACGUGUCGCCCCACGAGCUCCUCCAGGAGGUGUCGCUGCGGUCCAACAAGCGCUUCACGCUGACGGCGCAGUCGGACCCGGUCGAGUUCCUCUCGUGGUUCCUCAACAACCUGCACCUCGGGCUCGGCGGCAGCAAGACCAAGCCCGGGUCCAGCAUGAUCCAGCGUGUCUUCCAGGGCAAGCUCAAGUCCGAGUCGCAGGCGAUCACGGCCAAGGCGGACGCGGGCGACCGGCUGCGCUUCGAGGAGGCGGCCGAGGUCAAGGUGGAGCAGGGGCGGUUCCUGCUGCUGACACUGGACCUGCCGGCGGCGCCGCUGUUCCAGGACGAGCUGGAGCGCAACAUCAUCCCGCAGGUGCCGCUGACGACCAUCCUGGGCAAGUACAACGGCGUGACGGCGCAGGAGCACCUCGCCCAGCGCAAGCGCUACCGCCUCGUCCACCCGCUGCCGCCCUUCCUGGUGCUGCACGUCAAGCGCUUCAGCCACAACAAGUUCGUGUCGGAGCGCAACCCCACCAUCGUCACCUUCGACCCCACGGGCCUCGACGUGUCCCCCUACGUCCAGCCCGACCCGGCCGUGCACCCGCCCGGCGAGCCCGUGCUGUACGACCUGGUCGCAAACGUCGUGCACGAGGCCGUCCGCGGCCGCGACGACGUCGCCGACUCGGCCGAGGAGCGGAAGACGUGGAAGGUGCAGCUGCGCGACCGGGCGACGGACGAGUGGGUCGUCGCGCAGGACCUGUUCGUCGACAAGAUCCGCAGCGAGCUGCUGUACCUCGGGGAGACGUAUCUGCAGAUCUGGGAGCGGAGGAGGGAGGGUCCGGGCAGGGGGAAGGGGAAGGGGAGGGCAUAAGCAGGACUGCAGCCCCUUGUUCGGGCGGAGUUGCUGUCUGGGCUGAGAGGGUGGUGUAUGCUAUGUUAGGUAGAGCAUAUCUUGUUCCCGCUCCCAUGGCGCGGCAAAGGCUCCAUGACUGAAUAAAUAUUGCCCAUAAUCCACAUAACCCACAACCCACAAGCCUAAAUCACGAUCUUCUCUCGCGGAGUACGACAUCCGGUGGCGGACCUAUCGUCGUUUCGAUUUUUUUACUUUUUUUCUUAUUCCCGCUGGCUUCGCAACAGCUACAACCAGGACACUAGAGUACAUCCAUAGCAAGCCAA